GACUAUUCUAUCAUUUUCUCUACACCUAUAUUCUGACGUAGCCGGAUUCUUUAACUGUAAAGUGUUAACCCCAUUGCAAACUCGCAGCUGCAUUACCCGAAUAGGACUAGACCCUUGUGUCUGCCUGGAGGCCAGCAGGCAGCAGCGGCGUUAGUGCCUGAAUCGACAGGCAUCCAGGGUCUUGACUAGUUGCACUCUCGAGCUUAAAAGGCUCGUAUUUCCUUCCUUUGAUAUCUUCUUUUUAUAUUAGUUUUUACGCUCAAUUGGCUAUAUCCCAUGCUAUCCCCUCUGUUUUACUACCUCAUCAUCUUCAUACCCAUCAAUUGACCCAUCAUCCUGAUAUACUCCCCCAAUAUACUGAUACCACCGAUAACCACCACAUCACUGACUACUGUCACAAUGGCACCGCGAACCUUCAAAAAGGCCAUCAUCGCCGUGAGUGGCACAUUUACCGGCUACAAGCAGGCCGACCUGAAGGCCCUGGUGGAAGGUCAGGGCGCAACGUUCAGUAGCAGUGUAUCGCAGGACUGUACACAUUUAGUUACGACGGAGAAGGAUGUUGAGAAGGGGAGUGCUAAGUUCAAGACUGCUUGUGGGAUUAGUAUUUGCGAGAUUGUGAAUCUGGCUUGGUUGUUGGAGUCAAUUGAGGCAAAGAAGCCGCUUCCGGUGAAGGGUUAUUUGUUUACGAGUGAUUCGAGUUCUCCGGUCCUGCAGGGUAAUGGGGAUGCCACUGCUGUUAAGGAGGAGAAGGAAGUUAAGAAAGAAAAGGGCGGCGCGAAGAAGCGGACUCAUGAGGACGCAAUUGGCACUAACGAAGCUGCCAAUGGAGAGGACGGGGAUGAAUCGAAGAAGAUGAAGGACUCGCAAAAGGCGUCGUCCAAGAAGCUUGUUGUUCCUCUUGAUGACGGCUGUACCUUGGGGGGAUACUCCGUUCAUAUCGACGAUUCAGGUCUGAUUUGGGACGCAACUCUGAACCAGACCAAUGCCGGCCAGAACAACAACAAAUUCUACCGCAUCCAGCUUCUCGUGAGCCCCAGCUCCGACUACAGAACGUGGACUCGUUGGGGCCGCGUCGGAGAGCCAGGUCAAUCGACUGUUCUGGGAAGUGGCAGUCUCGACCAAGCUAUGAAAGAGUUUGGGAAGAAAUUCAAGGACAAGACCGGUUUGACCUGGGAGAAUCGGUUGGACACUCCUAAGGAUAAAAAGUACGCCUUCCUUGAGCGUAACUACGAAGACUCGGACGAUGAGGAUGAUGGUGAAGACCAGGCUAUCAAGAGGGAAGAGAGAGAAGAGACGCCCGUGGAAAGUGCUCUACCCCAGUCGAUCCAGAACCUCAUGACCUUUAUAUUCAACCAGCAGCACUUCGUCUCCGCCAUGGAGGCCCUGUCUUACGACGUCAAGAAAAUGCCAUUGGGAAAGUUGAGCAAGCGGACGCUCCACGAUGGAUACCGGAUCUUGAAAGAUCUGUCGGAUCUUCUGGCCAACCCUAGUCUAGCCAAUUCGAAAUACGGAAGGACUGUUCCGGCUGCCGCGGAGGAUCUUAGCAAUCGGUACUUUACGACAAUUCCUCAUGUGUUUGGUCGUAAUCGACCACCGGUCUUGUUUCAUGACAAGUUGAUCAAGAAGGAGGUUGAACUACUGGAGGCAUUGACGGACAUGGGCGUUACGAAUGCGAUCAUGAAGGAAUCCAAAGAUGUUGAGAGGGAGAGGAUUCAUCAGCUGGAUCUCCAGUUUAAUGGCCUGGGAAUGGAAGAGAUGACUCCAGUCGAACCCAAUACGGCCGAGUUCAUUGAACUCGAGCAAUACCUCAACUAUUCACGCGGAGCAACCCAUAACAUGAGCUACAAUGUAAUCAACAUCUUCCGCAUCGAGCGUCCCGGCGAAACCGACCGCUUCUCAAAGUCCUACGGUGCCAUUCAGAACCCCAACCGUCGUCUUCUCUGGCACGGGUCCCGCAGUACCAAUUUUGGUGGUAUCCUCAGCCAAGGUCUGCGCAUCGCACCUCCUGAAGCCCCCGUCAACGGCUACAUGUUUGGCAAGGGCGUCUACUUUGCCGAUAUGUCAUCCAAGUCCGCCAACUACUGCUGUCCCUACAACUCUGGUAACAUGGGUCUGCUGAUGCUGUGCGACGUGGAGCUGGGAGAUCCCAUGUACGAGCAAGAAUAUGCCAACUGCAAUGCUGCCGAGGACUCGAAGAAGGAAGGCAAACUUGCGACACUUGGACGUGGACGCAGUAUUCCGGCCGGUUGGAAAGAUGCUGGAUCCGUGCAUGAGAGUCUCAAGGGGGUGAUGAUGCCGGACGUGGGCAUGGGGUCGAAGAAUGAACAAAAGGGGUGUUCGUUGAUGUACAAUGAGUACAUCGUGUAUGACAUUGCGCAGAUUCGACAGCGGUAUUUGUUCUAUAUUAACAUGCGCUAGCCUCUUCCUGUUGCUUUUGUUUUUGCCUCUUAGCACGUUGGCGUUCAGGAUCUGUCGAUCGGGUAGGCUAGACGGUUGUACCAUAUGUACGAUAAUUUACGAGUAAUGCAACAGCUCUUAUGCUCUCUUACUGUGCCUGAACAUCUAAUGGCGCAAUAGGCAC
Messenger RNA from Aspergillus ruber CBS 135680, 2581 nucleotides. Its product is annotated as putative poly(ADP)-ribose polymerase PARP. The coding region runs from base 400 to 2418 and encodes 672 amino acids. NCBI's taxonomy places the organism in Eukaryota, Fungi, Ascomycota, Eurotiomycetes, Eurotiales, Aspergillaceae. Gene Ontology annotation, molecular function: NAD+ poly-ADP-ribosyltransferase activity. The transcript is spliced from 5 exons. The record is from RefSeq and is a predicted model, not a curated record.